Pieris macdunnoughi is the source of this 1938-nucleotide messenger RNA. Lineage: Eukaryota; Metazoa; Arthropoda; Insecta; Lepidoptera; Pieridae. The record is from the annotation of a GenBank genome assembly.
AUGUUUUUGUUUCAGAUAGUUCUACUGAUCUACGAGUAUUUGAUUGUAGUAGAAACUAGUUUAGUACAAAAUAUUAAUUCUAAAUAUAAAUUUAAGCAUGAUCAGCCUAUUGCCGAUAAACUGGAUAGGAGUUAUUUUGGAUUUGAUCAAGAUUACUUUGAAAGAAUGCCUUUGCUUGUUAAUGCAUUGCAAGAAACAAGUUACAUAGAUCCGACGUCGGAACAUGUAUCUACAACGACAUUACGAAAAAAGAAGCAACAUUCUCAAGUAAAUAAUAUUAGGCCUGAAACAUCACAUACAAUUUAUAAAUCUAUACGUAGAACUACGCCAAGGCCAUUUAUAUUUGAAUACCGUAGUCCUAAUCCUACGCCUUUUAGUCGAAGUUUUAACUCUCGUAGCUGGGUUGAAAGUUAUCGCAAUGCUCAAAGACUUAAAAACUUAAAUCAAGUCAUAAAAUAUCUAGAAAAGACUUUACAUGCAAAGUUUGGAGAUAUUUAUGAACCGUCCACAGCACAAAUAGCAUUCUCUGGUGUCUACGUUGCUCCUACAAAGAAAAAAAUAAAGCCCGUUGAAGAUUGUCAUAAAUCGCAAACAUCUCAAAGUAUUGAGUACAAAUCUAAUCACCUGUCAGACCCACUAUUUGUUUAUAAACCAGAGAAUCCUGGAGAUAUAAAUUUGUUGGCCGAUGGGUAUAGAUUUUCACCUACGCUCAAAUCACACAUAAGACAUCUUAACAAUAACAUACCCAUGUUCAGGCCGGUUAAUAAAAGAAAAUGUGUAGGAUCCUUUUGUGAUUAUUCGUCUGUAGCACAAAAUAGCGAUUCUGUAGAUGCUAGAGAACCCCACUCAACUAAAGAAAAUAAACCACGAGCAUUCGGCGUAAUGCUUGAUUUAUAUCCAAUACAUUCUUCUAACUUUGAUGAAAGUAUUGAAGUAAAAAGUACGUCUCCAAUUGAUAAAAUUUAUUUUACUACGGUGCGGCCAUCUUAUCAAUUUAAGAAAAAGUCAAACCAUAAUAACAUGCACGUAAGACGAACAUCGUUUAGACCUAAGAUUUCAAAAACUCGCGAUGAGAAAAGAAAUUCAGAUGUAACAACUACUCAGACAUCUUCACACAUAGAGACAACAACCGUCCCUCAACUAGUAGUGCGUUUCAAUGUAUACUCAGUUAGAAAAAAUCCAAGUAUUAUAAAAGAACCAAACUCACAUCACACUGCUACUACUACGACAACCACAACAGAAUCGAUUAAACAUGACAUUCAACUGCCGGUCAUAGCUUCAUCUAAUGUUGAAGAUUAUCACGCAGGAAGUUCAGGAAUUAUUCCGGUACAAGAUAGAACUCCUGCUCCAUCUACAUAUCCAAUUAUCACCCCUACAAUAACCCAAUAUGAUCAACAAUACCUUUCAACAGAGUCAAUAACGACAAACCCGCCAGAUAUAAUCAAGUUUAGCCCUGAGGAUGCUAAAGUUCCCGAUGAAUACAUAAACUUUAAUAUGCGAAAAUCUGACAUUAGUUUAAUAAAUGAAUCCGAUUUAGAACAAAAAUACAGUGAAUACAUUGAACCUAAACUUGAAGCUGACCACAGUAGCGCAGCAUUAAACGGACAAGAGAAAGAGGAAAAAACUCUAGUUAUAAAACUGAAAAAUAUCGUUGGAACUACAACUGGUAUACCCACAACAGAAACAAUUGAAUAUACCGAAGAAAAUAUAGAAGAAAAUACAACUACAAAUGAGCCGGGAGAUACAUACGUGCCUACAAUAAACGGGCAUUAUCGAAGCAGUAAGAGAAAAACACUGAGCACUUUAUUUUACGAAAACUCAGAGAAGUAUAGAAAAAAGAAGAUUGAAACAUCGAUCACGUUGCAGAAAUCAACAUAUGUACCAAUGUACGUAGAAAUAAAAAGAAAUAGAACAUUCACCUCGACUGAAUACUAUUAA